Messenger RNA from Nyctereutes procyonoides (raccoon dog), 2164 nucleotides. RefSeq names its product caspase recruitment domain family member 9 (gene CARD9). The record is from RefSeq and is a predicted model, not a curated record. Bases 519 to 2129 code for a protein of 536 amino acids. The transcript has 13 exons. Lineage: Eukaryota; Metazoa; Chordata; Mammalia; Carnivora; Canidae. Gene Ontology annotation, biological process: positive regulation of canonical NF-kappaB signal transduction; regulation of apoptotic process.
GUUCCUACGCUGGCUGAGGGCAGUCUGAGGUGGCAAGUCAGGGUCUCUGUCCCCACCACUGGGAGGAGGCUCCUGGUUUGGCCCAGGCCUCAAGCGUGGCCCGUGCCUGCCAGUGGAAGGGAGCAGCAGUGGGUAGUCCCAACACGGAUGGCCCUGGUCAGGGAGCUGGCACCCUGCGUGCCCAGGAACAGGGAGAGGAGCCCAGAGGUGGCUGGUGCCUGGGCCCUGGGAGUCUGCAGAGGGCGCAGGAGCGGCGUGCGUGCUGGCCAUGCCUAUGCAGCUGGGCCCCUCCUGGUGCAGCGGUCCACAGCUGCCCUUCCUGAGCCAACCGGUGCCUGGGCCACUGUUGCACCACCAGCCAGCUGCCGGAAAGAGAGGAGGCGGUGGGGCUAGGCCCUGAGCAGGAGCCAUGUCCAAGAAGGAGGAAGUCCUACAGCACACAGGCUGACUCCCCUGGGCCCAGCGUGCAACUGUCCCUGCCAGCUGCUCUCCCACCAAUCGCAGCAGUGGCCGCCACCAUGUCAGACUAUGAGAACGAAGACCAGUGCUGGAGUACCCUGGAGAGCUUCCGAGUGAAGCUCAUCUCCGUCAUCGACCCCUCGCGCAUCACGCCCUACCUGAGACAAUGCAAGGUGCUGAACCCCGAUGAUGAGGAGCAGGUGCUCAGUGACCCCAACCUGGUCAUCCGCAAGCGGAAAGUGGGAGUGCUCCUGGACAUCCUGCAGCGGACCGGUCACAAGGGCUAUGUGGCCUUCCUUGAGAGCCUGGAGCUGUACUACCCCCAGCUCUACAAGAAGGUCACGGGCAAGGAGCCCACCCGCGUCUUCUCCAUGAUCAUCGACGCAUCCGGGGAGUCAGGCCUGACGCAGCUGCUGAUGAGCGAGGUGCUGAAGCUGCAGAGGAAGGUACAGGAUCUGAGCCAGCUGCUCAGCUCCAAGGACGACCUCAUCAAGGAGCUGCGGGUGAAGGACAGCCUGCUUCGCAAGCACCAGGAGCGCGUGCAGCGGCUCAAGGAGGAGUGCGAAGCUGGCAGCCACGAGCUCAAGCGCUGCAAGGAUGAGAACUAUGACCUGGCCAUGCGCUUGGCCCGCCAGAUUGAGGAGAAGGGGGCUGCGCUCAUGCGCAGCCGCGACCUGCAGCUGGAGAUUGAGCGGCUUAAGCACAGCCUCAUGAAGGCAGAAGACGACUGCAGGGUGGAGCGCAGGCACACGCUGAAGCUCAGGCAUGCCAUGGAGCAGCGGCCCAGCCAGGAGCUGCUGUGGGAGCUGCAGCAGGAGAAGACGUUGUUGCAGGCCCGCGUACAGGAGCUGGAGGCCACAGUGCAGGAGGGGAAACCAGACAGGAGCAGCCCCUACAUCCAGGUGCUGGAGGAGGAUUGGCGGCAGGCACUGCGUGGCCAGCAGGAGCAAGCCAGUACCAUCCUCUCUCUGCGCAAGGACCUGCGGCAGGGGGAGGCCCUGCGUGCCCGGUGCAUGGAGGAGAAGGAGAUGUUCGAGCUGCAGUGCCUAGCCCUACGGAAGGACUCCAAGAUGUACAAGGACCGCAUCGAGGCCAUCCUGCAGCAGAUGGAGGAGGUUGCCAUCGAGAGGGACCAGGCCAUUGCCACACGGGAGGAGCUGCAUGCACAGCACUCGCGGAGCCUGCAGGAGAAGGACACGUUGCGGAAGCAGGUCCGGGAGCUGGCAGAGAAGGCAGACGAGCUGCAGCUGCAACUGUUUCAGCGCGAGGGCCAGCUGCUAGCUCUGGAGGGCAGGCUCAAGCGGCAGCAGCUGGACACGCUCGUGCUGAGCUCUGACCUGGAUGACAGCUCACCCAGGAACUCUCAGGAGCUCUCGCUCCCCCUGGACCUGGAAGCCGUCCAGCUCUCGGACAAAGGAGGCCCGGCCAACAAGGACAGCCCACAGCAAUCGUUUGUGGCCCUGCAGGAGGAGCAGCUUCCACUGACCACCAACGGCGCAGGCCUGAGCGGCGGGGAGCCCCCAGAGAAGGAGCGGAGACGCCUCAAGGAGAGCUUCGAGAACUACCGCAGGAAGCGCGCCCUCCGGAAGAUGCAGCACUGCUCGAGGCAGGGCGAGGUGGACUGGGAGAACACCACGGGCAGCGACAACACGGACACCGAGGGCUCCUAGCCGGCCCGGCGCGCCGGCAGGGCGUGCUCGGUGUG